Molecule: messenger RNA, 4768 nt
Organism: Carlito syrichta (Philippine tarsier)
Lineage: Eukaryota; Metazoa; Chordata; Mammalia; Primates; Tarsiidae
Product: KIAA0586 ortholog
Exons: 32
Coding region: 98-4768 (1556 amino acids)
Biological process (GO): smoothened signaling pathway
Cellular component (GO): centriole; ciliary basal body
Source: RefSeq, a predicted model, not a curated record
GUGGUUGCAUCUGGAGGGGCGUGUAAGACUUUCUGCCUGAAGAAAGCUACUAAGCUUCUUAUUCCUCAAAGAGGUGAAAAUCUUACUCUGAAGUUUUAUGAACACAGAAGAAAGUUCUUCCAUUCAGAAAUGGGGGACUAGUUUUGCUACCAACAGUAUGAAAGGUUCUGAGUUUAGCCCGGAAAAGGAAAAAAAGGUUAAAAUGCCAGCGAGGAGACUUGGUGAGGUAGUUUCUCUAAAUCAUGGAGAUAAUUUGGCUUUCCUGAAACAUGAGUUGCCCUGUGUUCCUCCAGCGUUGCCUGCAAAUAAACGUCUUUCCGUUAGAACCGGGACUAGCUUGAAUGGAACGUCACGUGGUUCAUCAGACUUAACUUCUGCUAGAAAUUUUCACCAGCCUCCGUUAGAAAAUUCUGCUGUGUCAGAAAGUGAUUUUUCCAAAGAUGCUGUAGUACAAGGGUUUUCUUUGGAUAAAACAGAAGAGAGCAACAAGCAAAAAGCAAAUGACAUCCUUAUUUCUCAGUACACAAUGGGACAGAAAGAUGCCAUAAGAACAGUUUUAAAGCAAAAAGCUCAAAGCAUGCCUGUGUUUAAGGAAGUAAAGGUACAUCUUUUAGAAGAUGCAGUCACAGAAAAGGAUGUUGUUACUCAGGAGACUAAAACCUCACCCAGUGGAAUUGAUUCAGCCACAACUGUGGCUGCAGCAACUGCUGCUGCCAUUGCUACAGCAGCUCCACUAAUAAAAGUACAGAGUGAUUUGGAAGCAAAAGUGAAUUCUGUUACAGAAUUACUUAAUAAAUUACAAGAGACUGAUAAACACUUGCAACGUGUUACAGAGCAGCAAACAAACAUUCGGAAUAAACAAGAGAAACUACAUUGUCAUGAUCAUGAAAAACAAAUGAAUGUAUUUAUGGAACAGCACAUUAGGCAUCUUGAAAAAUUACAGCAGCAACAAAUAGAUAUUCAGACUCAUUUUAUUAGUGCUGCACUCAAGACUAGUAGUUUUCAGCCUGCUAGUAUGCCCUCUUCCAGAGCAGUGGAAAAGUAUUCUGUAAAAACAGAACAUCCUAAUCUUGGUAGCAGUAAUCUAUCUACAUAUAACACGUUUGCUUCCAAACAAGCACCUAUAAGAGAGGUUGAAGAUAAACAGAAAUCUCCUUUGGAGACACCAGCACCUCGCAGGUUUGCUCCUAUACCUGUUUCAAGGGGUGAUGAACUGUUAAAGAGGGAAAAUCCUAUGGAAGAAAAAGAAAAUAUGGAAAUGUCAGGUCGUAGAGGAAAUGUUAGACUGUUGGAACAAAUUUUGGAUAACAAUGAUUCUUUGACAAGAACAAUGGAAUCAUCAGACAAUUCCUCACUAACUAGGUCAAAAAUAGGAUGGAAUCCUGAGAAAAGAAACAGAUUUCCUGCCUAUGAAGAGCUAGGAGCAGCUAAAGUGACUAUGCAGAAGUCUAAUGAUGUUCUUCAUGAUCUUGGCCAAAAGAAGAAAGAAACAAAUGACACUGAUCAGCCAAAAGAAUCUCUGAAUUUGUUGAGGCUUGCUGACCUUCCACAGAAUUCUGUUAAGCUUCAAACAACCAGUGCAACAAGAUCUGUACUGAAAGAUGCUGAGAAGAUUCUGAGAGGAGUACAAAACAAUAAAAAAGUACUUGAAGAGAACCUGGAAGCUAUUAUUCGUGCAAAAGAUGGGGCUGCCAUGUAUUCAUUUAUCAAUGCUCUAUCCACCAACAGAGAAAUGUCUGAGAAGAAUAGGAUCAGAAAGACAGUAGAUGAAUGGAUUAAAACUAUUUCUGCAGAAAUUCAGGAUGAACUGGCAAGAAAAGAUUAUGAACAAAAGAAAUUUGACCAGAAAUAUCAAAGGACCAAGAAAGCUCAGAAUUUGGGUAAAGAUAUUAAAACCAAUACACAAGACAAAACCAUAAACAAAUCUGUAAUUCCAAGAAAGCAUCCUCAAAAGCAAAUAGAGGAACAUUUUAGAAAUCCACCUAUGAGAAGUAUGCCUGCUUCAAGUUUACAGAAGGAGAGAAAAGAAGGGCUUUUGAAAACAAACCCAGUGAUAAAAGAUGAAGAUUAUAUGUUACAAGUUUAUGGAAAACCAGUUUAUCAGGGCCAUCGCAGCACUCUUAAAAAGGGACCAUAUCUCAGAUUUAAUUCUCCAUCUCCUAAAUCCAUCAAACCACAGAGACCAAAAGUAAUAGAACGAGUUAAAGGCACUAAAGUAAAGUCAAUAAGAACACAAACUGACAUUUAUGCAACAAAACCUAUGAAAAUGGAUUCUAAAGUGAAGCAUUCCAUUACUACACUACCUCAUGGCGAUCAGCAGUAUUUGUUCAGCCCAAGCAGAGAAAUGCCUACUUUUUCAGGUGCGCUGGAAGGUCAUCUAAUUCCUAUGGCAAUUCUUUUAGGACAAACCCAAAGUAACAGUGAUUCCAUGCCAUCUACGGGAGUAAUUGUAAGUAAGCCACACCCUAUAACAGUGACCACAUCUAUUCCUCCAUCAUCUCAAAAAACAGAAACUGGAGUAAAGAAACCUAACAUAGCAGUUGUAGAAAUGAAGUCAGAGAAAAAGGAUCCUCCUCAACUUACUGUGCAGGUAUUACCCAGUGUAGAUAUUGAUAGCAUUUCAAAUGGUAGUGCUGAUGUGGGUUCACCCCUGCUCAGUCCCAAAGAAGCAUGUCUUCCUCCUCUGCAAACCUGGAUACAGGCUCCAGAAAUUAUGAAGGUAGAUGAAGGAGAGGUGAAACUUCCAGGAACUAACUUUGAUGAAGUAAUUGAUGUCAUACAGGAAGAGGAAGAACAUGAUGAAAUUCCAGACUCUGAACCAGUUCUAGAGUUUAACAGAAGUGUUAAAGUUGAUGCUACAAAAUAUAAUGGUCCUCCAUUUCCACCAGUUGCUUCUACCCUUCAGCCUACUGCUGAUAUUCUGGAUAAAGUGAUUGAGAGAAAAGAAACAUUGGAAAAUAGCUUAAUUCGGUGGGUAGAACAAGAAAUAAUGUCAAGAAUUAUCUCUGGGCUCUUUCCAAUCCAGCAACAUGCCAUACCUGAUGUCAGUGUUUCAGUCAGUGAGGCAAGCGAACCACUGACUUCUGACAUUGUGGAAGGCACAAGCAGUGGUGCUCUACAGCUUUUUGUUGAUGCUGGAGUUCCUGUGAAUUCAGACAUGAUUAGCCAUUUUGUGAAUGAAGCUCUUGCUGAGAUUAUUGCUGUCAUGCUGGGUGACAGAGAAACAAAGAAGCAAGGACCUGCUGCUACAAGUGCUUCUGGGGAUGUUUCAACAAAUGAAACAUUCUUACGGGCAAGAGUAUGUACUCCAGUGGCUACCCCACAGCCAACACCUCCCUGCUCACCCUCAUCACCUCCUAAGGAACAGGUGUUAGUAAAAACUCCAGAUUCUUCUCCCUGCGAUUCAGCUCAUGAUGUGGCUUUUCCUGUGGACGAAGUAUUUGCUGAAAAUGGAAGUGAAAUGCCUGCCAUCACACCUUUUACUACUCCAGCAGUUACUCCUGUUGCUACACCUCCUCCAGCAGCAGCCCUUACUCCAACCUUGUCAGAGAUUUCCAUUGAUAAAGUGAAGGUAUUAGGUCCAGAGCUUCCCAAGCCAUGGGGUAAUGGAGACCUGCCACUGGAAGAAGAGAACCCGAGCUCUCUUCAAGAAGAGCAUCUUCAUCCAAAAGCCAUUGUAAUGUCUGUGGCUAAGGAUGAAGAACCUGAGAGUAUGGAUUUCCCUGCUCAGCCUGCACCUCCAGAGCCAGUUCCCCUUACACCAUUUUCUGCCAGCACCAAGGCUCCUUCCCCCUCACAGACACCAAAUUCUGGUUCGUCAACACUGGAAAGCACCUUGAGUGUCACUGAAACGGAAACUCUAGUUAGAACCAUCUCUGAAGGAGAAAUUUUAUGUAGCUAUGGUAAAAAAUUGGCUUCCAAGAUUUUAGGAGAUGGAGGAUUAUGUCUGACAAACCUAAAUGAUAGCUUAUCCAGCACUCUACGUGAUGCUCUUGAAAUGGAAGAUGAUCCUCCCAGUGAAGGACAAGUGACUACAGAUACAAUUCUUUCUCUUCAUGCUAAACAGAACCAGGAAUCAUUAGUGUUUCAGCAAGCAGUCUAUCAUUUGGAGGACUUGGAAAACAGUGUGGGUGAACUUAAUGAAGGACAGAGGCCCCGGCCAGUGGCAGCAAAGAACAUCUUAUCGGAACAUCCUCCGUGGAGGCAGCAACCUGUCACUAAUGCAGAGUCUCUGGGUCUUCAAUGUGAUUCUAAGCCGUUAUCUCAACAAUUUAACACAGUUUCAGGUGGUAUUUAUGCAGAUGAAUUUGCUAGUCACGGUCCAAUGAGUUUGAAGGAAUUGGAGUUGCAUCCAAAUUUUAACCGUGUUCUUCCCACAACACUUCUGACAGCACAAGAAAAUGAUAUUAUUUUACCAGUGGCUGCGGGAGAUUUUUCUCAGUACCAACAACAAAAGAAAGACCAGGAUGUUAAGCAAGUUGAAUAUAAAUCAACAGAAAGUUGUUUAAUACAUGUAAGAAGUAAACCUGAUAUUUCACCUUCACAGCAAGCUUUGCCGGAUGAUACAGAUCGGACACACAUUGAGCCCAAUGGGUACCUCACAUCUGUAUUUACAGGUGGGAAAGCAGCAACACAUGUCACUUUGCAGAUGCCACCUGCCAAGAUGUCCGUGAUGCUACCCUCAAUGAACCGUGAGGAUUGCUCUCAGCCUCUGAACAUGGGCAUGGUGCAGGGGGACACGGAGUCCUCAGGGACAGACACCUUCUGA